Eruca vesicaria subsp. sativa (arugula) is the source of this 1445-nucleotide messenger RNA. The record is from the annotation of a GenBank genome assembly. NCBI's taxonomy places the organism in Eukaryota, Viridiplantae, Streptophyta, Magnoliopsida, Brassicales, Brassicaceae.
AUAAGCUCUCGUGCUUCUGCACCACCCUCUAUCUAUUAUUCUUCUUGCCCAUUCUGCUCUCUUUAAUUCCAAAUAACUCUCAUCUCUCUCUCUCUCUCUUUCUCUAAACGAACUCAUCUCUAGUCUUCAAGCCAUUGUCACACAAAGCAAUCAAACUCUCUGAAGGUUUCCAAAGGCUUCAUUAGCACCCAAGUCAGGAGAGAUCCAUCGGUACUUAGCAAAUUCUUCAAAGAGUACGUCUCUUAUCGACUCUGCAACAUGGAGAUAGAGAACGAAGAAGGCAACUCAGCAGAAUUGAGUGACUCUGGAGGAGACUUCGACUGCAACAUAUGUUUGGAUCAAGUACGUGACCCGGUCGUGACUUUAUGUGGCCACUUGUUUUGUUGGCCCUGCAUAUACAAAUGGACUUAUUCCACCAACAAUACAAGAAGACGCGUUGAUCAGUACGAUAAGAAGGAAUCCCCAAAAUGCCCGGUCUGCAAAUCGGAUAUCUCAGAAGCUACGCUUGUCCCUAUCUACGGCCGCGGACAUAAAGUAACCCAGUCCGGUUUAAACGUACCGAACAGACCAUCCGGUCCUGUUUAUUACUCAAGAGAAGUUGGUCAACGUUUAGAAGAAAGUGAGAGUCAACGGUACAUGUAUAGAAUGCCUGAUCCAGUUAUGGGUGUGGUAUGCGAAAUGGUAUACCGGAGACUAUUUGGAGAGUCUUCCAGCAACGUGACACCGUACCGUAACGACCGUGACACAAGUCUACGUUCAAGGCGACGGGAAAUGCAAGCGGAUGAGUCGCUAAGCAGAGUCUACUUGUUCCUGCUCUGCUUUAUGGUUAUGUGUCUACUUCUCUUUUAAGUUCUAACUAUAAUGUUAUCUCAAAUAUAAAUAAGUAUGCAUAUAUAUAUAUAGAUAUUCAUAUAAAUGGAUCUAACGAAGAUUGUAUAUAUGUGUAUGUGUGUAAGAGUGUUGAGUCUUCAAACCGCAUGGUGAGAAACAUAAUAAAGUCAAAAUCAAGAAACGGCACCAAUUGGCUAUUGUAUAUUUUUGAUCUAAUUAACAUAUGUGAUAAUGGUUGAUAUAAAGGAGGCUUAUCUUCAACUCAAUCGAUCUUAUGCACCAACAAAAAGAUGAUAGUGGCACUCGAAUGCGACGCAAACGGUGUUGCUUGUCGGAUAACGAUCUUUUAUCAUUAGAUGACACGUGGGGCCUACCGCCUACAUUUGAUUGAUAACUGUGAACAAGACAGUGUUGGAUAGAAAAAGUUGAAACAUUAAGUUAAUACAUUAAUGUUUUUGGUACGGGUCUUUUCCAAUACAUUGAAGAUGUUUGUAAAUAAAAUUGUAAAGUGAUUGAACUGGAGUGAGCUGUUUCAUUGAAACCAUAGGGCAGUCUAAGAUGAGAGUUAUGGCCAUGGGUCCGUGUGAGACAAGCCCCUCAUUUAUGGGAUCCCU